Messenger RNA from Camelina sativa (false flax), 957 nucleotides. The record is from RefSeq and is a predicted model, not a curated record. NCBI's taxonomy places the organism in Eukaryota, Viridiplantae, Streptophyta, Magnoliopsida, Brassicales, Brassicaceae.
AUGGGGAAUUUUGUGUGUAUCGAAAUUUCUAGUGAUCAAACGGUGGAUCGUUUCAUUAGAUUCUUACGUGGUAAAGGUUAUAUUCGAAACCUCAAGAAGAAUCUCAGGCGAGAGAGGAGACACGACAUCAACAAAGGCUUAAAGCUGUCCAGCUACAAUUAUGGGAAAAGCGUAUACUUGUUGUUAGAAGAGGUUAAGAAUCUCAAAUCAGAAGGUAAUUUCGAAGUGGUUGCUGAGCCGGCUCCAACAUCUGGAGUAGAGGAGAGGCCUACUCAGUCUACGAUUGGUCAGGAUAAAUUGCUCGAAACGGCAUGGAAUCGCCUUAUGGAAGAUGGAGUCGGUAUUUUGGGUCUGCAUGGUAUGGGUGGUGUUGGCAAAACUACACUCUUCAAAAAAAUCCACAAUAAGUUUUCUGAAAUGGCUAGUGGCUUUGACGUUGUGAUCUGGAUUGUGGUGUCUCAAGGCGCAAAGAUUUCAAAGAUUCAAGAAGAUAUCGCACAAAAGCUACACCUUUGUGGCGACGAGUGGACCAACAAAAAUGAAAGCGAUAAGGCCACCGAUAUAUACAAAUUUUUAAAGAAGAAAAGAUUUGUAUUGAUGCUUGAUGAUAUAUGGGAGAAAGUGGAUUUAGAGGCUAUCGGAGUUCCGGAUCCAACCAGAGAAAUUGGACGCAAAGUAGUAUUCACCACUCGUUCCCGAGAAGUAUGUGGGCGGAUGGGGGAUCAUGAACCAAUGGAAAUCAAAUGUUUGGAACCAGAGGAAGCAUGGGAAUUGUUUAGAAACAAGGUCGGAUACAAUACAUUAAGUAGAGAUCCUGUUAUUGUCCAGCUGGCAAGAAAGGUCGCUGAAAAAUGUCGAGGUCUGCCACUUGCGCUCUGUGUCAUUGGUGAGACAAUGGCAUCUAAAACUACUGUACAAGAAUGGGAGCAUGCAAUCGAUGUUUUGAAUACAUCCGCU